GCUGCGGAGAAGGAGGAAGAGGAUGAGGAAGAGGGAGACUGGUGGAACAAAUUCUACGCGGCCAUGGGGGACACUGCAAAGAGCCACCGGGGGACACACAGGGACAGCCUGAAGGUCUACAGCUGCGAGCUGGAGGCGGUGCCUGAAUUCGAGGGGCUGCAGGAUUUCUGCCAGACCUUUCCUCUCUACCAGCCGGGGGGGCCGCUGGGGGCUGGAGAGGACCCCAUGCCCGUGGGUGAGUUCAAGGGGCUUUUCUGUCUCUACCCCCUGCCCGAGGACCCCGGGGUGCCCCCCCCGCCGCGCCACUUCCAGGAGCUGCCCCCCAGCCAGCCCCAGAAGUGCCUGGUGCGUGUCUACAUCGUCCGUGCCUUCGACCUGUCCCCUCGUGACCGGAACGGGCUGUGUGACCCCUACGUCCGUGUCUCGCUGGGGGCGAAGACGCUGGGCCAGCGGGACCAGUAUGUGCCCAACACCGUGGAGCCAGUUUUUGGCAG
Molecule: messenger RNA, 494 nt
Organism: Oxyura jamaicensis (ruddy duck)
Lineage: Eukaryota; Metazoa; Chordata; Aves; Anseriformes; Anatidae
Product: myoferlin-like
Exons: 4
Biological process (GO): plasma membrane organization; membrane fusion
Source: RefSeq, a predicted model, not a curated record